UCUCCGCCUCGUUGUUACAAACAUUUACAUUGAUACACCAACCAGUCAAGACCCCCCGCCAAAAGAAAAAGCGAUUAAACAAAGGAAAAGAACCCAAGAGAAGCUAACCAAAUCAAAACUGCAGCAAAACGACUGGUAGGCAGCAGCAAAACAAUUCUUUUUUUCGUAAAAGUCUUUCCCAAAAUUCGAAAACCCUAGACUCCUUUGUUUCAUUUAUUUUGGUACGGUAGACCAUCAUGUCGUCCGGUUCGAGUUCAUCUUCCUCUGUCUCUGAUGGUUUCGCUGACCCUAAUUCUGAUCCCAAACUCGUCGAUGAACAGUUCGAUUUGUUGACAUUGAAUGAACCGGCCCAAUUAGAACGUAAUCAUCGUGAAAACGGCAAUAAAAUCGCCGAUGGAUCGUUGAAUCCGGAGAGAAAUAGCAUCGUCGCUGAAGAUGACGGUCGAUUACGAGUGGAGGAUCAGGAGAUUUUUGGAGAAGAAGAGCUACCGAGUCCCAGCAGUAGUGGAUAUGCUGCUGGGAGAGGGAGUAGCAGCGCCACAAGCCCUUCGAGGAUGGGUGAAGUGAGUGAAAUCGAUGAUCAUGAGAUUCAGGAACUGAAGAACGAUGGUUCCCUUGGAGGAAACUCCGGUUCUCACGCCUCAUCCUGGGUUCCCGGUAAACGGCGCGUGGAUGAGGAUGAUGCUUCAAUUUCUUGGAGAAAGAGGAAGAAGCACUUCUUUAUUUUGAGUAAUUCAGGCAAACCAAUAUAUUCCAGAUAUGGAGAUGAGCACAAGCUAGCUGGUUUUUCAGCAACACUACAAGCCAUUAUUUCCUUCGUGGAGAAUGGGGGAGAUCGUGUCAAAUUAGUCAAGGCUGGGAAACACCAGGUGGUCUUUCUUGCGAAGGGACCGAUCUAUUUAGUUUGCAUCAGCUGCACAGAAGAGCCCUUUGAAUCAUUAAAAGGACAGUUGGAGCUUAUUUACGGUCAGCUGAUACUAAUUUUAACAAAGUCAAUAAAUAGGUGCUUUGAGAAGAACCCUAAGUUUGAUAUGACACCUUUGCUUGGAGGAACCGAUGUUGUCUUUUCUUCCCUCAUUCACUUGUUCAGUUGGAACCCAGCUACAUUUCUUCAUGCAUACACUUGUCUUCCACUUGCUUAUGCAACAAGGCAAGCUGCAGGUGCUAUAUUGCAAGAUGUUGCUGAUUCUGGGGUUCUAUUUGCAAUACUAAUGUGUAAACACAAGGUUAUCAGUCUUGUUGGUGCACAAAAGGCCUCCCUUCAUCCUGACGAUAUGUUGCUACUUUCAAACUUUGUGUUAUCAUCGGAGUCAUUUAGGACAUCAGAAUCGUUCUCGCCAAUUUGUUUACCAAGAUAUAAUCCUAUGGCAUUUUUGUAUGCUUAUGUGCAUUUUCUUGAUGUCAAUACAUACUUGAUUUUGCUUACUACCAGUUCAGAUGCCUUCUAUCACCUUAAAGAAUGCAGGAUCCGCAUAGAAAUGAUUCUUUUGAAGUCCAACGUUCUUAGUGAAGUUCAAAGGUCAAUGGUAGAUGGUGGAAUGCGUGUAGAGGAUUUGCCGGCAGAUCCAUUGCCUCGUUCCGGACCAUCUCCUCAUCUAGGAAAGCAUAGCCUUACAUCAGAUUCUCCUGAGAGGCCUAGGGAACCAUGUAUAGGCAUAGGUGGUCCAGCUGGACUUUGGCAUUUCAUUUAUCGUAGUAUAUACCUGGAUCAAUAUGUGUCCUCUGAGUUCUCACCACCAUUUAACAGUCUCCAGCAACAGAAAAGAUUAUAUAGAGCUUACCAAAGACUGUAUGCUUCCAUGCAUGAUAAAGGAAUUGGCCCACAUAAAACUCAGUUUAGAAGAGACGCAAACUAUGUUUUACUCUGCUGGGUCACACAGGAUUUUGAAUUCUAUGCAGCAUUUGAUCCACUUGCAGACAAGGCUCUAGCCAUAAAGACUUGUAACCGGGUUUGUGAAUGGGUAAAAGACGUGGAAAAUGAGAUUUUUUUGCAGGGAGCAAGCCCUUUCUCAUGGUGAUAAGUCAGCCAGUGUAAUACGAAAUGUAUUCUAGUUUUGGUGGUUUGCACAUUCAUAGCACCUUUCUGCCCUCCUAUGUUCAUGAUACCCAUUGUUAGCUAGCAAAUGUAUGAUUCACCUUUGAUGGUUCUUUUUUUUUUCUUUGUUCAUCAAUACCAGAAAAAACUCGUAAAGAGCUAGGAAGAUGCUAAAUUA
Hibiscus syriacus is the source of this 2213-nucleotide messenger RNA. Its product is annotated as vacuolar fusion protein MON1 homolog. Gene Ontology annotation, biological process: protein targeting to vacuole; vesicle-mediated transport. The coding region runs from base 237 to 2018 and encodes 593 amino acids. The record is from RefSeq and is a predicted model, not a curated record. NCBI's taxonomy places the organism in Eukaryota, Viridiplantae, Streptophyta, Magnoliopsida, Malvales, Malvaceae. The transcript is spliced from 14 exons.